This is a messenger RNA of Paramecium pentaurelia, 417 nucleotides long. The record is from the annotation of a GenBank genome assembly. NCBI's taxonomy places the organism in Eukaryota, Ciliophora, Oligohymenophorea, Peniculida, Parameciidae.
AUGUUUUGCUGCUCGAAUGCAAAAAAGAAAUUAGCACCACCUACAUAAAAUAGGAUGAAUAAUCAUUAGAAUUCUUCAGUAAUGAGUUUUUAAUAUUUUAGGAACAAACUCUUAAUAUUAAUGAUGAAGCAUUCACAUUUCAUACUACUAUAUAAAUUUAGCAAAUCAAUGUCACUCAUAACUAUAAGAUUACUUAAGAUCUUUAAACUAUAAGGUAAAAAUAGUAUUACAUUUAGGAGCAGCAGAUCGAAUAGUAGAGGGACUAAAAAUAAUGAUCAUGUUGCAUAAUCAGUUCUUGUUAAACCUUCACGAAAAUCUCCUUUUCUAACUUUCAACAAAAAAGGAACUGAUUCUACAACAAAAUACCUAUCUACAAAAUAAGGAUAUACACUUCUUGUUACUAGGAAUACUCAAUGA